AUGACAAAAUCCUGUACUCUUUGCUCCACACCCCGAGACAUACUAAUCCGCUGCCAAAUCGACGACACCCAAAAAUGGCAUUUUGUCUGCCCAGGCUCGUGUUGGAAGUCUGUUUCUGGAGGCGUGGAAGAUGCCAAAGGGUUUGAGGGCAAGUACCCACAUUACAAGUAUGGUGGUAUGUGGAAAGACAGAAGUGCAGAUGGACCAAUCAGUGCAAAGAAACCGAGAAAAGUAAAGGAGAGACAAAAGGAAGAGAUGAAGAAGAGAGAGGAAGGAAAGGCUGAGAGUCAAGAAGAGGGGUCUGUUAAGGAAGACAGCGAGUAG
Aureobasidium namibiae CBS 147.97 is the source of this 324-nucleotide messenger RNA. RefSeq lists its product as uncharacterized. The transcript is spliced from 2 exons. The record is from RefSeq and is a predicted model, not a curated record. Lineage: Eukaryota; Fungi; Ascomycota; Dothideomycetes; Dothideales; Saccotheciaceae. Bases 1 to 324 code for a protein of 107 amino acids.